AUGGUUAACUUUACUGUUGAUGAAAUUCGUGCUUUGAUGGAGAAAAAGAAAAAUAUUCGAAAUAUGUCUGUUAUUGCACAUAUUGAUCAUGGAAAAUCGACAUUAACAGAUUUACUUGUGUGUAAAGCUGGUAUUAUUAUUCCUCAAGAAGAAACUACUAAUAUGCCUUUGACAGAUAUACGAAAAGAUGAACAAGAACGAUGUAUGACAAUAAAAUCGACAGCCUUUUCACUUUAUUAUGAGUUACCUGCUAAAGAUUUCGCAUUUAUUAAACAAGAACGUGAAUCUGAUAUAUCUUACUUUUUAAUCAAUCUUAUUGAUUCACCAGGUCACAUAGACUUUUUAUCGGAAGUUGCGGCAGCUUUACAUGUUACCGAUGGUGCUCUGGUCGUUGUUGAUUGUAUUUCAGGUGUCUGUAUACAAACUGAAACUGUUCUUCGUCAAUCUAUCGUUGAACGUAUUAAACCAAUUUUAUUUCUGAAUAAAAUGGAUCGUGCUUUACUUGAAUUACAACUUGAACAAGAAGAUCUUUUUCAAACAUUUCAAAGUAUUGUUGAAAAUGUCAAUGUUAUCAUUGCUACUUAUGGUGAUGAUAAUGGUUCCAUGGGUGAUUUACAAGUUGAUCCAACAAAAGGUACAGUUGGUUUUGGUGCUGGUCUUCAUGGUUGGGCAUUUACAUUGAAAGAAUUUGCUGAAAUGUAUGCUUCAAAAUUUAAAAUUGAAGUUGAGAAAUUAAUGAAACGUUUAUGGGGUGAUAAUUUCUUUUCAUCAUCCGAAAAGAAAUGGUCAAAAACUAGAGGAGAAGAUUUUGUUCGUGGGUUUUGUCAUUUUGUUCUUGAUCCAAUAUAUAAAGUCUUUAAAGCUAUUAUGGGUAGUAAAAAAGAUGACUAUACACAAUUACUUGAAAAAUUAAAUAUUAAAUUACAAGAUGAAGAUCGAGAUAAAUUAGAAGAAGGUGGUCAACCAUUAUUAAAACUUGUUAUGAAACAAUGGUUACCAGCUGGUGAUGUUCUUCUUACCAUGACUGUUAUUCAUUUACCAUCACCUGUUUUGGCACAAAAAUAUCGUGCUGAAUUUCUUUAUGAAGGUCCACAAGAUGAUGAAGCAUUUUUGGGUAUUAAAAAUUGUGACCCAAAUGGUCCAUUGAUGAUGUAUAUCUCGAAAAUGGUUCCAACAUCAGAUAAAGGUCGUUUUUAUGCUUUUGGUCGAGUCUUUUCCGGUGUAGUUCAAACAGGUCAAAAAGCACGUAUUAUGGGUCCUAAUUAUGUUCCAGGCAAAAAAGAAGAUCUUUAUGUUAAAAGUAUUCAACGAACAAUUCUUAUAAUGGGUCGUUAUAUUGAACCAAUUGAAGAUGUACCAUGUGGUAAUAUUUGUGGUCUUGUCGGUGUUGAUCAGUAUUUAGUUAAAACCGGUACAAUUACAACAUUUGAAAAUGCAUAUAAUCUGCAUGUGAUGAAAUUUAGUGUUAGUCCUGUAGUACGUGUUGCUGUUGAACCAAAAAAUCCAGCUGAUUUACCAAAAUUAGUCGAAGGUCUGAAACGUUUAGAGAAAUCAGAUCCUAUGGUUCAAUGUAUCAUCGAAGAAUCGGGUGAACAUAUCGUAGGUGGUGCUGGUGAAUUACAUUUAGAAAUUUGUUUAAAAGAUCUUGAAGAAGAUUAUGCUUGUAUUCCAAUUAAAGUUUCUGAUCCAGUUGUAUCCUAUCGUGAAACAGUAUCGGAAAUAUCAGAUAGAAUGUGUUUAUCAAAAUCACCUAAUAAACAUAAUCGUAUCUUUUUAAAAGCUCAACCAAUGCCUGAUGGCUUACCAGAAGAUAUUGAUAAAGGUGAAAUAACACCACGUCAAGAAUUUAAAGCACGUGCUCGUUAUUUAAAUGAAAAAUAUGAUUAUGAUGUAAAUGAAGCACGCAAAAUUUGGUGUUUUGGACCUGAAGGAACGGGACCAAAUCUCUUAAUAGAUUGUACUAAAGGUGUACAAUAUUUAAAUGAAAUAAAAGAUUCUUGUGUUGUUGCUUUUCAAUGCGCUACAAAAGAAGGUAUACUUGCUGAAGAAAAUGUUCGUGGUGUUCGUUUUGAUAUUCAUGAUGUUACAAUGAAUUCGGAUGCUAUUCAUCGCGGCGGUGGACAGUGGAUUCCGACUGUUCGUCGUGUAAUUUAUGCAUCAAUGCUUACAGCUAAACCACGUCUUUUUGAACCAGUUUAUUUAUGUGAAAUCCAAUGUCCGAAAGUUGCUGUUGGUGAUAUUUAUGGUAUACUGAAUUGUCGUCGUGGUUAUGUAUUUGAAGAACAUCAAGUAGUUGGAACAUCAAUGUUUAUUGUUAAAGCUUAUUUACCUGUUAAUGAAUCAUUUGGUUUUUCUGCUAAUCUUCGUUCCAAUACAGAUGAUCAAGCAUCUUCACAAUGUGUAUUUGAUCAUUGGCAAAUAAUGGAUCAAGAUCCAUUUGACGAAACAUCUAAAGCUCGACAAAUUAUAAAUGAUAUUCGAAAACGUAAAGGAUUAAAAGAAGGUAUUCCACCAUUAGAUGAUUAUUGUGACAAAUUAUAA
Rotaria sp. Silwood1 is the source of this 2541-nucleotide messenger RNA. The record is from the annotation of a GenBank genome assembly. Lineage: Eukaryota; Metazoa; Rotifera; Eurotatoria; Philodinida; Philodinidae.